AUGUUCAAGAGUUCGCUAGCCACACACAGCAGCAUUGACCAUGAUUUGUUUCCACUGCUGACGGUACGCAGCUGCGUGAGCGAAGCCGACGAGAGCAAGAAUGGGCCGCGCUUCUGCGCUGAGGACAAGAUGACCGGCGGUGCGUACGAGAUUCGAAGCCGCAAGCUUGACUUGGAGGCGGAGAAGCUCGUAGACGGCACUAGUUGCCGAGGCACCCACCGAAACCUAUCACCGAAGGAUCUUUGUACUAUUAGGCGGCAGCAGGAGCGGAUCGACGUCCUUCUUUCUGCCACCGCCCACUGCGCGGUGCCGCCGUGCGUGGCGCUGCCGGUCGACGUGUACAUUCAGGAGCAGCCGUCCACCGGUUACACCUACGUGGCAAGUGUGGAUGCGUUCUCCGGGCUCUCACUGGGUGACAUCAUUCGCUCCGGAUGGGGCAUGAUGGAGGAGAGCGUGUUUCUAGAGAUUCUGAACGCCGUGGAGGCAUUCGGCUACGCGAGUGCCAGCCUGCCCCCGCAUGGAAAUCUUAGCUCUGACGCUAUCAAGCAGCUGCUCAUCGUGCGCGACGGUGCCUCGGAGGCGCGGCAGCCAUCGCGGUGGGUGGUGAGCGAUUGGCUGCUGCUCAGCGACGACAGCGUCACCUCAUUCGACCCACAGGCGUUUGUGUCUGACCUGGAGUGGGUGCUGCAUUCCUCUUUUGCACAGCUGCACAUCUCGGCGACCACCGCGCAGGGGAGCACCCUCAUGCCGGCGGCCCGUAUAGAGGGGCUCGUGGGUGAGACCGUCGACCGCAUUCGCGCUCAUCUGCUCCGCCAAGGCGCGGAGGCACACCACACUUCCUUCGCUGACGGCUUGACCCAGCCGUCUGACGGGGGUCUGCAAACGGAUACGAAAGCCUUUUAUGCACACCUGGAUGCUUCUUCCUCCGGGGUAACCGACGUUGACGGCGCCAGUGCGAGGCAAACCUCGGCCAGCAACGAGGAUGGCGUCCCAACCUCCUUCGAUACUGCUCACGACAACACUGCCAACUGGGCUUCCGCUACUGCAGGAAGUGGGGUCGAAUGUCAGACUACUACGCCGCCAUCGGCGCCUCCGCAAUCGCUCUCUGACCCUAACGCGGCGACCGCGGGCACUGCUGCCGCUUCCUCGCUCAACACACUGCCAGCUGCCUCGCUGGGGAACAACAAGAGUCAAGACUCGCGCGGCGCUGCGGACAAGCGCGACAGCGCGAAGGAAGGCCUCCGCGUCGCUCGACAGAUGUCUCUCAAAGACAAGGUGGCCUACCAUCAAGCCGCGCUUCGUAGCGAGCAGCUUUUGGUGAACAAGCACCGUCGUAAGAACGCCCCGCUGCCGCCACGGCCCCAACCGGUGUCGACGUACACACACAACGUGCGCCCUAUCCUCUCCCCAAGUGCCUCUGAGGAGGACGAGGAGUUCUACUACGGCCCGCCUACGCUGAGGUCUCCAAUUGAUGUAAAGCCGAGCGCGUACUUGAUGCAGGGCCGCCGGGUGUCGCCGAACGGGCGAGGCGCCGGGAGCGCUCGCACGCUUCAGUCCCCACACAGCGCUCGAACGCUGAACGACGAAGCGCGGACCCCGUGCGAGCGCUCGCGAUCGGCGACGACGCCGCCGCAGUCGAAACAGCCGCGGGCAACUACUCACGCAUCCGCGUCUUGUGACCAGCUGCGCGAGCGUCUCUUAGAUGACGUGGUGAGCAUAGCGGUGCUGAAUCAACGCCGGCGGGUGGAGAACCAUCUUCUUCAGCAGGAAGCAGAGCGUCGCCGACGAGAGCAGCGGCAGCAAGUGCUUUCUCUGUCCACACCGCCUCGCGGCGCUGCCGGACAACACCUUUCCACGCCAGACGUUCUGGACAAUCCCCGAGCGUCCAUCUCCUACCCUGCUGCUCCAAACUCCCCUUCCGUAGAAGCAAAGGCUGCCGAGGCCGCCGACAAUCACCGGCGGGCUUCUCGACGACGGUGCACGGCGUCAUGCGGCCCCGCCGCAAACGUGAGCCACGGCGGCAGUGCAUUACCUUCAUGUUAUCGUCUGGGCGUUUCGGCGGCACCCUAUGACGCAGCUAUGAGCCGCUUUGCCGAUGCGAGCAAGAGCCCAGAGCCAACGCCGCCGUCACCACAUUGGUGCCGUAAUGUUCGCCACACGUUCUGUGGGAAGAAACCCGCUGUGAAGGCUGCGGGUGGCACGCGGGUGGCACCACCACGGGCAUCUGCACGUGGUGCAGCGACCACCGCAGUCGCAGGCCGAUUGCCGCAGACGGCAGGCAAAACCACGGUGCCGUCACAGACUGUCUCGUACGGCGUCCGCCCCGGCGCGGCGCCCACGAUAGUGCGAUCGGACACGACUAAAACGUCCGUUAACGCACGUGCCGCUGCGGGGAUAGGAAGGGUAGCAACCACAGUGAUGGCCGGGCGUGGUAAUAAUCUGAGCCGACAACUUCCUGCGGGUGCCGUGCCUCGCUCUGGCCGUAGCACAACGGCUGCUGGAAAUCGAGCGGCUUGGGCUGUCGGACAACAGCAGCUCUCUGCAAGGGCGAAGGCUGUCACGCCGCUAAUGCAGAGAGACACUCGCGCCUCAACCGCAUCGCCUCUGAGUUCCCCGCGACAGAAGACAGCGCAGCCGUCGGCGGCCGUGCCCUUUGUAAAACCGCUGCCUUUCGCUUCCGUUGCUGGAUGCCUGACGUCUCCACGUGAGGGACCAACGUUGAUUGGUGCGAGCAGUUCGCCUCCUGCCAGGCGUGUCGCUGUAGUGCCGCUGGAACCCGCACGGAGAUCCGCCGCAACGUCUUCCGGCUCGUUUUCGUACUUCUCCAACGGGUCUACUCGAAACUCCGUCAUGGAUGCAAAGUUGCAGGCGCUGCGGUGCCCCAACACUGCUCGCCCGCCCCCGACACAGCCGCGGGUUGCCACGUCCCCGCGGGUGUACCAACGCGUGGCGUCGGCCGGAGUUCUCCGCUCGCCUCGUAAGGGUGUUGGCGUCACGCCUCCUCGACGAUCAGCAGCAGCGACGGCAGCCACCGCACGUCAGCCCUCGUCGUCGAUUCGCGAAGUGUCGCGUACUGUGCUACAAAAGCCAGCGAAGCCGGAAGCUACCACUGCGAUAGCGCUCCGCACAACGCAGCCACGACUACCCGUUGCUGCCGACUCUGCCUCGGCGAAGGGCCUUGCAUUCGUCGAUAGCAAGUCAUUACAGCUUCUGGUGCUGCAGAAAGUCUCUACAAGUCUCUUGGCUACACACGCCGACACCCUUGACAGUCAGAACGCCGAUCUGCCGCUGGCUUCCGCGCACGAGGAUAGCCUGAACUCACCGCACACCCCGCCACCACCGGCUAUUACUAAAGGUGCUGCUGCUACGGGGGCUGUACGCCAAUUUACUGGCACGGAUCCUCCGGCUCAAAGCAAUCUGGCCGAGAUUGAGAAUCGCGCGCCACGAGGCAGGAAUCCCGGAGGGUCGAGCCUGUCUCUUGGCAGCCGUUCGGUGACCGCGUCGGCUUUUCAGACACAGAGGGAAAAUAAAGGUAAGGCGCAUGUGGCACGGCUGUGCGCUGAGCCGCUGACGCUGGGUAGCGUGCGUCCGGUGAAGAAAGCAUCGCCCGGCAUUUCGCUCCUGCGUCAUCAAAGCUCCACCAUGUAA
This is a messenger RNA of Leishmania mexicana MHOM/GT/2001/U1103, 3648 nucleotides long. RefSeq lists its product as hypothetical. The record is from RefSeq and is a predicted model, not a curated record. Bases 1 to 3648 code for a protein of 1215 amino acids. Lineage: Eukaryota; Euglenozoa; Kinetoplastea; Trypanosomatida; Trypanosomatidae. The transcript has a single exon.